Molecule: messenger RNA, 1857 nt
Organism: Lachnellula hyalina
Lineage: Eukaryota; Fungi; Ascomycota; Leotiomycetes; Helotiales; Lachnaceae
Exons: 5
Coding region: 1-1857 (618 amino acids)
Biological process (GO): cell-cell adhesion
Cellular component (GO): plasma membrane
Molecular function (GO): myosin binding
Source: RefSeq, a predicted model, not a curated record
AUGGAGGCCGUAGUAUUUGAGGACUCGCCGCUCGCCGACUACCUCGAGGGUGAGGGCGGCGAAGGCUCGUAUGACCUUUCGAGCAGCUCCGGGCAUGAUACGUCUCCAAAGUCGUCGAACCCAUCUUUUGCGCCUCGUGGUAGACCAACAGCUAGGCACAAGUUUCGACAAAAGCUCCCUCCACCGCUACGACUGGCAGUCCCACCGAAGAAAGCUGUAGCAUUGCUACACAAUACCUGCUCCAAAGCAGUCAAUUCGAGGCUUGGCAGAGUCGACAACGCGAGAUUCCUUGAACGAUUCCGAUAUAUCAUAGUGGCAUCUCAACUUCUGAAUGCACAUUCAUACAUUGGGCAGGCUGGGAGGGGCCAACCUAGGGAUGCCACAGUAUCAUUGCCCGAUAUUCCACAACUGGGGGCUCUUACACCGGCCGGGGCGAUCGUGACAGCAACAUGUGCCUUCAUGCUGGCUUGGCUGGUCAACUGGACUCGAGGAAACAAAGGGUUUAGUGGUGGAAAGGGACGUCUAGCUGUCUUUAUGACAGUACUUGCUGUGCUGGGAGUUGUGUUGUAUGCCUACAUGCGCAGGCAUUGGCUUCAAUACCUUCGGCAGCAGAGUCUAUCAGAAAUCUCAGACUUCAUUACCAAGGCACAAGAAUUCGAUGGCGCUGCAGCAGGAGCGUUGAGUCUUGUCCAAGAGGUCGAGUUGGUGUCGCGGGGCUAUAGAAUGUUGGUAUUAUUUGUCUUCAGCAGCUCUCCCCUUCCGCCAGUCAGUCGAUUAGAUGAUCGAAGUCAAAAUCGGAGAUGUGCUAGGCUGAGGAAGCAACUUCGUCUUUGUUUCGCCGCAGUAAUCCCACGAUACAUCCAAGCAUAUACAGUGCUCAAACCUUUCACCGAGGAGAUGGAUCUUGAAAAGUAUUAUGACAUCUACGACAUUUGCGAAACCGAUUUCACGGAGGCUAUGUUGGGGUAUUCGACGUCUGAGUUUGAAGAUCUGGAGUCUGUACGGGUGUUGAAGAUUCUAGCUUCAAGAUAUUUCAUGGGCCGUAAAAUCGUACUGUGUUGCUUGAUGGCCUUGGAUGCAAAUGGCGGCAAACCAGACUUCCUUCGUUGGAGUACAGCUGUUGACGAGAUUUGUGGGGUUACCAUUGCUACGAGUGAAGCUGAAGAACGUCUGCAUCGAAUUCUUAGCGAAGAAGAGAACUUCGCUUUUUCUGCCACUCCGAAGGUGCCCAUGACACCAAGUCGCGAGCGUUGGCGAGCUCAACUCCGCAAGCUGAAUUCUCUAUCAUCAGGAAUUCGCGGUCUCCAGGCAAAGCUUCACUUACUUCGCGAAGAAUCCGACAUAAGUUUAAAUGAGACUGAGGAUGUCUCCGAACUCGGGACAAACCUCAUGAUCCAGUACGAGUCAAUCGGAAUCGACCUAAAAGCAUUGAUGCAAGAAUGGGAAGAAGGAAGGAAUGCACUGGCAUCGAAUAUUGAUCGGAAUGAACGCCGGGUGUCAUCUAUGAGUGGCAUGCUCUCACCAACGAUUUCUUUAGGUGGCCUUACAGCUGUUGAGGAAGGCGGUGCAUCAGAUGCAUUAAGGGCCUUGAACGGCGAAGGGGCGUCUCGGUCUAGCAUGGACCUGAGCUCCUCAGACGCGGAAGAAGUUUUCGAGGCCGUUGCAAUUCCGCGACAGCGGAGCGCACUUACUCGUGAGGAGCGUAUCGAAAAGAUGAAAGAGGACAGGGUGAAACGGGAAUCCAUGAAGGACAAAUCAGAAGCGAAUACUCGUAUGUUGAGGGAGUUGGAGUCUGUGAUAAACAUGCGUCCGAGAGGCAGAACGACCCCUGCAGGAGGUCGAAUCACGUCGUUAUGA